This is a messenger RNA of Laccaria bicolor S238N-H82, 1400 nucleotides long. RefSeq lists its product as uncharacterized. The record is from RefSeq and is a predicted model, not a curated record. Lineage: Eukaryota; Fungi; Basidiomycota; Agaricomycetes; Agaricales; Hydnangiaceae. The transcript is spliced from 9 exons. The coding region runs from base 147 to 1400 and encodes 417 amino acids.
GGAAGAAGAUAAUCGAUGUUUUUGCUGACUUUUUCAAGUACCUACUCCACACUUGACGGAGGGUUCGAAGAAUGCGGUAACCUAUCGUCAACGCUGUUGUGGAACAGCGAAAAUCGGCGCACAAAGGAAUCUCACACGUCGUUCUAAUGGGAGGAUUUUCCGCAAGUGAUUGGCUGUUCGACAAAGUUCACGAGGCUCUCAAACCUAUGGGAUUAAAUGUUAUACGCCCUGCGAACCACGUCACACGUGCAGUCUCAAACGGCGCUAUUUCGUUCUAUCUGGACCACUUUGUCAAAAGCCGUGUAUCGAAAGUGACAUAUGGGUACUUCUGUCACAUCCCUUACGACCCGAGUGAUCAGGAUCAUGUGGACCGUGUCGGGGAUCCCUUCGUUAGCAUUGCUGGCGAAAAGAGGCUCAGUCACUCGUUCGAUAUCAUUUUGCCCAAAAACACUCAAGUAACGGAAAGCAAAGAAUUCCGGAGGUCCUAUUUCAAAGAUUCCACUUCACCGACAGAGGGCUUCAAAGAUUUCAGUUGCCCAAUUAAUUGCUAUCGUCACGGUGGCACCAAUCCUACUUCAAAAUGGAAGAACGUUGACUCAGACAAUUAUACGCAAAUUUGUAGUAUCAAAGCGGAUUUAUCACACAUCGUAAUACCCCAAUCGAAAGUGGAUGGGAAAUACUACCAUAUUGACUUUGAUAUCAUCUUGCUAUUCGGAUUAACGGAACUGAAAGCCCAAGUAGCGUGGCUAGAGAAGGUCCGGCGCAUCGCACCAUUAUCGACGCAAUGUCCGUUGUUCAGGGUGUUGAGAAACGGACCGCCGCAGAAAUAUUCUAUGACCCAGACAUUACACAAGAUUGAUCAGGCCCCCUAUCGCGAUCUCCCCCUCCUCCAGUCUCUCUCUCACUCCCACCCCUGGUCCGCCGACCGCUUCGCCCUCUGUCGCCCCUGUUCUCAGACUGUCCUGGAGUCUGACAGCGAGGAGAGCCCAAAGAAGCAGUAUCAAGAGAAACAGAUUGUUGCUAAUGUUUUGGUGCAUAACCACGUUAAGAACCGGCCAAGCUGGCCUCUUCGAGAAUGUAAGCUCUCCUUUGAGCACCCAGCCUUCCCCCUGGCCCAAACUCGGGACGCUUAUCACGGUGGAGGCGGACUAUGGAUGGGGUGCAGUCGCUUGGUCAACUGGGUCCUCAUCGGGUGUGGUACAAAGGCCUCCUGCACGUCAAAAUGUCGACUUGGCGAAGCUUCAGUUUACUCGAUAAUAUUGACGGCGCUCGCUGACCUCGCCGACGAUGGACGACGGCGACUCUUCGCUUCUGGACAAAGCGGCCUGGUUGCUUGUUUACUGUUCGUCUCCACCCCGGCAGACGCCAAGUGUGCGGAGAGCGGUAGUAUUGGAAAGUGA